Triticum aestivum (bread wheat) is the source of this 1306-nucleotide messenger RNA. RefSeq names its product B3 domain-containing protein Os06g0194400. The transcript has 7 exons. Gene Ontology annotation, molecular function: DNA binding. Bases 106 to 807 code for a protein of 233 amino acids. NCBI's taxonomy places the organism in Eukaryota, Viridiplantae, Streptophyta, Magnoliopsida, Poales, Poaceae. The record is from RefSeq and is a predicted model, not a curated record.
AGCUUUCCCCUCUCGCCUGCUCCCAAUCCCAUCCAUUCUGCCGCCCUCGCCUCCCCCACCAGUUCAAACCACGAGAGGCAGAGGAAAUCGAGGAGGAGGGAGGAGAUGGCCGGAGCGAUCGCGUACGAGGAGCAGCGCCGGAGGCAGGUGGAGGAGAACCAGCGGAAGCUGGAGGAGCUCAAGCUGCGCCACCUCUCCGCCGCCGUCAGGGAGGCCGCCACCCCCAAGCCCUCGCCGGCCAAGUCCGUGAAGCGGAAGCGGGUGCCGCGGGAGGGCGGCGAGGACACCCCGAUCCGGCGGUCCGGCCGCGUCGCCAGCCUCCCCGAGCAGCCCAAGUACCGAUUCGAGGAUGUCUUUCAUGUCCUCGAGAAGAAGAUCAGGAGGGGGAGAAGGACGACGACCAGCACAAGGAGCGACUUGAUUAAUCGAGUGUACGCUACAGACAAGGCCAGAGAGUAUGCCACCACCAUGGCCGACGAGCUGCAGGCCAAGCUGGGGUCCGGCUACCCCAGUUUUGUCAAGCCCAUGACGCAGUCACAUGUCACCGGAGGGUUCUGGCUGGGCCUCCCGUUGCCCUUCUGCCGGAAGCAUCUCCCGAAGCGUGACGAGAGGCUCACUUUGAAGGAUGAGCAGGGUGUCGAGUCCGAAACGCUCUACCUUGCGCUUAAGAACGGCCUCAGUGCCGGAUGGAGAGGGUUCGCCAUCCAGCACAACCUGGUUGAUGGUGACUGUCUGGUGUUCGAGCUGAUCAACCGGACGACGUUCAAGGUCUACAUUAUCAGACAAAGUUCCUACUAUGAACGAUGACUUAUGAGGGUGUGAGAUACUGAAAUUCGAAUAUGCAGUUAGAGCAGGUCUUUUGGUCAAGUUUGCAAAUGGAGAUUGUGAACCGUCUUCAGCCUUUCGGGUGACAGACGAUGUCCAAAAUAUGGAUUCUCCCAGUAGUUACGUUUGGACUUGUCUAUGGGAACUGACGACGCUUGUAAAUUUUGCCUGUGAUGCCCCCCCCCCCCCCCCCCCCCCCCCCACAUUCCCAUUAAUCUACUAUGGGAACUUCUUAUGAUGUCCAAUUUAAUCUACUAUGCAAGCAUGCGUAAUUUGGGAGAUUCCUUUCGUUUUGACAUUAGCUUUAUGGUUCGCAAGUAAUAUGGUGUUGUGAGUUGGAGUGGGCACAAUCCCUCUCUGGCUGCCACAGUUUACCCCGUAGGUUCAGAAUUGUGCUAUAGCACAACAGGAGAUACACUACAUAAGAGGGAGAUAUCCUUCAACCUUUAUCUGAUGGCUGAGGAAGGUGAUAGUAAUUUUA